Molecule: messenger RNA, 645 nt
Organism: Trichophyton rubrum CBS 118892
Lineage: Eukaryota; Fungi; Ascomycota; Eurotiomycetes; Onygenales; Arthrodermataceae
Exons: 1
Coding region: 1-645 (214 amino acids)
Source: RefSeq, a predicted model, not a curated record
AUGGCCAACUAUUCACCGGAUUGCCGGGAGUCUCGUUGGCCGUACCAAUCAUGUACUCCAUCGGCAAUGCUCCCUAAGAGGAAAUCUUCCAGAACAGCAUCUCUCUCUGUGACUAAAGUGAGUCCGGCGCCGUCCGGAGUAACUCCAUGCAGAGUCUGUCAAACCGAGUUGCUUUUUUCCACAGAUAAACGAGGGAGGAUGACGAGUUUGGCAAUUUACAUGCUAAUCGUCUCCUGUUGUGUGAGAAAUUUCCGUGUAGUUGUCCUUCAGGGAAUGCAGCUUUGGCAGAUCUUCAAACUCCUUUUUCUAACUAACCAGCUGCCUUUCGCUUGGGGCAAACGACUACGCCGCGUAAGACCUGAUGUUCUAGAAAUAUUCGGUUGCCCGAAUCUUCUCAACAUGCAGGUGUAUUGCACACUCGUUACUAUACUCUAUCGUUGUCUGUUGGUUGGGGCUGUUCGAUGGUUACCACGACUCGGAAUACGAUUGGAAGGUUAUACUGAUCUCGCCCCCAAACUACACAAGCUAAGCAUGCAUCCCCGGAUUGACACCAUCGCUGUUGGGCCUUUCACAACCUCUUUCCAUCCAUCUGAUGAUAUUCUUUCUUAUUCCACGUUUUCCUUCUCCUCUUUGGCUGGGAUAUAA